Molecule: messenger RNA, 2101 nt
Organism: Nycticebus coucang (slow loris)
Lineage: Eukaryota; Metazoa; Chordata; Mammalia; Primates; Lorisidae
Gene: CLDN23
Product: claudin 23
Exons: 1
Coding region: 1-861 (286 amino acids)
Biological process (GO): bicellular tight junction assembly; cell adhesion
Cellular component (GO): plasma membrane; bicellular tight junction
Molecular function (GO): structural molecule activity
Source: RefSeq, a predicted model, not a curated record
AUGCGGACGCCGGUGGCGAUGACGCUGGGCAUGGUGCUGGCGCCCUGCGCGCUGCUGCUCAACCUGACCAGCACGCUGGCACCCGGCUGGAGGCUGGUGAAGGGCUUCCUCGACCAGCCGGUGGACGUGGUGCUGUACCAGGGCCUGUGGGACAUGUGUCGCGAGCAGAGCAGCCGUGAGCGCGAGUGCGGCCAGCCCGACGAGUGGGGCUACUACACCGCCCAGCCGGUGCUCGUGGCGCGGGGCCUUAUGGUCACCUCGCUGGCCACCACGGCCCUGGGGCUGCUGCUGGCGACUCUGGGCGUGCGCUGCUGGAGGGACGAGCCCCAGUUCGCUCUGGCCGGCCUGGCCGGCAUCGUGCUCUUCGCCGCCGGCCUCUUCAGCCUCAUCCCGGUGUCCUGGUACAACCACUUCUUGCAGGAUCGCGACGUCCUGCCCGCCCCGGCCAGCCCGGUCACGGUGCAGGUCGGCUACAGCCUGGUGCUGGGCUACCUGGGCAGCUGCCUGCUGCUGCUCGGCGGCUUCUCGCUGGCGCUCAGCUUCGCGCCCUGGUGCAAGGAGCGCUGUCACCGUCGCCGCAAGGCGCCCCCGCCGGCCGGCCUGCGCCGCAGCAGCAUCAGCACCGUCCAUGUGGACUGGCCCGAGCCCCCGCUCGCGCCCGCCAUCAAGUACUACAGCGACGGCCAGCACCGGCCGCGGCCCGCGAAGCCCGGAGCCGCGCCCAAGCCCAAGGUGGGCUUUCCCAUGCCGCGGCCCGCACUCAAGACCUACACCAACCAGGUGGACGUGCUGGACGGGGAGCAGGGGCAGCCGGCCCAUGUCCAGCCCGCCGCCUCUCUGCCCUGCGACUCUGACCUGUAGACGGUGCCUCCCGGGUCCUGCGCGUCGGGAGUGCUGGGCGACAGAGGCCUUGCCCCGGGCAGACGCGGCCUGGCUUGUUGCUGGAACCCUGGAGGCACCUUGCGGUGACUAGUUUGGAGGACGAUCCUUCUCUCUUGUGGCCAGACUAGACUCCUUGGGCAGUCGGUUCAGGUUGGGCUCGAUUUUCUUCUUAAUAGAGUUUAGUUUUCCUCUCCAGAGGGAUUAGGGUCCUCUUUCGGAGUGAUAAGCUUUUCACAUUUCCUGCUGAAGAUUUACAAAGGGUGCCACUUGCAUCGUGUUCACCAGAAACAGUAACAACAAAAAGUUGAAAUCAGCAAGCAGAGGCACAAAAACAAUUUAACACUUCAAAACAACAGCAUUCUAAAAUACUGAAGGAUCUGGCAUCAAUAUAACUACUGUGUUUUUUUGCUGCUGUUUUAACUCGGUGUCAGGCAAAUUCUCAAGAGACGGGUAUAUUUUUUGCUGUGUUUGAAUGAGACUCUUAAAAGAAACUUAGCGCCAGGCAAUAGGGGCUUUUAUGGAAUGAAAUAACGUGAUUAACUCAUGUCUACGUUUCUUUGUGCAUAAAUAAGAUUUAUCUUUUUUCACUCACUUAUUUUUGGUGUGAAAAAUUGAUGUCACUCCAAGAGUUUCUUUUGCAGAAGCCAGAAGAAUGAAAGACUUAACGUUGUGAUUCCAUUUCUCAGAUACCUCAUCGCGGAGACAGAGGACUGUAUGUAAUAUUUUGUACAAAAUGGAACCUGGUAAUCACAUUAGGUUAAAGUACAUAUGUAUAUAUCUUUUAUUUAUAAUUAAAAUUGUAAAACAACAGUUUCCAUAUACCCACAAAAGCUUUUCUGUCUUCAGUGCAACCUUUCGGAGUUGGAGCUUUCAUUACUAUUUCCUAGCUACCGAGGCAGUUUCUGAAAUCUAGCACUCACAUCUUUGCACUUCUUAGCAUAAGAUUACCAAAAGGCUCCACUUAAAUCUGAUUGCAUUGUUUUCAGGUUCAUGCUGUUUUCUAUGCAAAGCCAAGUCUAUUGUUGAGGAAAAAAACUAGAAGCACCAGUUUCCACUUGAUGUGAGAAGGGAAAUCUUUUUCUUUUGUAGCAGUGGUGCUUAAAAUCACAGGAAGACAGCUUUGUGUUCCAGGGGAAGACUGAAUCUCCAACCGGGCUGGAUUUAAGGGUGGUUGAUGUAACGGUGCCUUUAAAUAAACGGAAUCUCAUCUUUAAAACCU